AUGAUGCUGUCAACGCUGACACCACGACUUGUCUCCAGGCAAUGCUUGAACCGAAUUAUUGCCAUCAGAAGCGCAUCCAAGGGAAUGCAGCUCUCGGGGAAGCAGAGCUUGACCGUUGAUCCAGCACUUGGACAUUUCAAAUACGAGAGGGACAUUUCUCGAGAUCCUCGUUAUACCAAUCCACAGAAGCUCGGCGACACCCCCACGAGAUUCUUGGUUCGUAAACUUCAUCAUGCUUACGAGUUGUACCCAAUAUUCGCCCUAACUUUUGUUUGGUUUAUCAUGUUCUGCUACGUCAUCUACUACUCAUUCAGCAAGGCUGAAAUCUGGUUGGACAGAAGCAAAUCAGUUGCACCAUGGGAUUGGGAGCGAAGCCGUAACACCUACUACAAGAACCCAACACUUUUGUUCGACAAGGAGGGAAGGACCCACCAAAGAAUAGAGCUUCUAGAAGUUUUGCAAGACCAAAUGGUAGAGGCAGCCAAGGCUCGCGGAACUCGCUAG
This is a messenger RNA of Cooperia oncophora, 504 nucleotides long. The record is from the annotation of a GenBank genome assembly. Lineage: Eukaryota; Metazoa; Nematoda; Chromadorea; Rhabditida; Trichostrongylidae.